AUGCAUCGACACUCGGCCUACCCGUAUCCCACUACGGCCUCGGCCACCACCUCCACCAGAUACUCGGGCACCUCCUCAGCCUUCUCCGCCUCGGCCAACCCCAACGAGGACUGGACAAAGAUCUCAGAUCUCGCCGAGCGCAGGCGGAUACAGAACCGCAUUGCCCAGCGCAACUACCGCAAGAAGCUCAAGAAGAGGCUCGAAGACUUGGAGCGCCGUGCUGCCUCGAGCUCAGCUUCACCUGAACAGAAGCCUGCCGAGCUGCAGCCACCCCAACCAUCACCACCCCGCCAGGAGUUCCCCUCACCCUCUUCUUCCGAGUCCUCCUACACAACCCCGCCAGCCGAGGACCGCAUGUUUUCCCACCAGUACACCAGGCAGCUGUCCACCAGCCCCCCUCCCUUCUCCGUUGCCUACUCUUCCUCGUAUCCUGCCCCCGAUGCCGUGGCCUACUCCAUGCCCUACUCAGCCUCACCCUACCACACAAUACCCACCACGCUCGCAACCGACAUGCCAAGCUACGCCUACCUGCCCCCGCCACACUCGUCGUCGUACUCGACGCCGCUGCCAAGCCUGGUCCCCGGCAUGAAGCAGGACUACUACUCCGAGGAGGACAUGAGCCCGUUUGGCGUCGGCUACGCUGCCAUUGGCGGCAUCGAGAUCCCACCACCACACUCGUACGCACACUCAGUAAGGCUCCCCGCCCGCCAGCCAUACUACGCAUAG
Molecule: messenger RNA, 726 nt
Organism: Exserohilum turcica Et28A
Lineage: Eukaryota; Fungi; Ascomycota; Dothideomycetes; Pleosporales; Pleosporaceae
Exons: 2
Coding region: 1-726 (241 amino acids)
Biological process (GO): regulation of DNA-templated transcription
Molecular function (GO): DNA-binding transcription factor activity
Source: RefSeq, a predicted model, not a curated record